Messenger RNA from Cephus cinctus (wheat stem sawfly), 6420 nucleotides. RefSeq lists its product as uncharacterized. The coding region runs from base 957 to 5714 and encodes 1585 amino acids. The transcript is spliced from 14 exons. Gene Ontology annotation, molecular function: guanyl-nucleotide exchange factor activity; protein binding. Lineage: Eukaryota; Metazoa; Arthropoda; Insecta; Hymenoptera; Cephidae. The record is from RefSeq and is a predicted model, not a curated record. Gene Ontology annotation, biological process: activation of GTPase activity.
UGCAGCAAUCAUAUACGACAAUACGGCGAGUUCGCUCGCGGCAGCGAGACGCGCUGUGAAAUUCCCAUUGAGGAAUAUUUCGUGUUUGCGACUGUAUUUUACAAAAUAAACUCGUAUUCACGGGUUUUCAAAUGUACGAGGCGUUUUUAAAGUGUCUGGUGCUUAGGUCGUUUCACGUGAUAAUUGAAACCGUGUAAAUCAAACAAGGAAAUAACAGUGAACGAGUGACCGACAAUAAGUGUCAUAGUGUAAUUUAUCUUUUGGUUCCGUUAUAAAAUAGUUGUUCCCCAUUUAUUUGUUUUUUUCAACGGACAAAUUUUCACUGAACACUCGAUUACGACGCAAUUACGAAUAUACCGAAAUUUUGAGAUUUUGUUAUACUUUUUUUUUCUGAACUACAUGUGGAAAGUAUUUAUCACCAUAAACUUUGACAAAUAGUGCGUCAUACAGUGCCGAGAUGUAAAUUAAAAUUAACUGUUGUAGGAUAAAAGGGUUAUUGAUGGUCAUAAUAAGUUGGAAGAAAAAUUAUAAACUAAUCAAAUUGUAAACAAAUGAGAACAAAUAUUGUGAAAGAAAUUUGACAAGUUAAAAUUUUAAAAACCGUUUUCAUACAUCAAAAAAUAUAAUAUCGGUAACGUCGCGCCGUCCGUUCAUGGACGAGUGAAUUUCAUGAAAGAGAUAACGAGUUUCCUUAUCGGUUUGACGCCAUAUUGCACAGGAGAAAAAAAUUACAAUAAAAUAAAAAAGAGAGCGGGAGAUACUUUCUUCAACGAGGCGAAGUUCUGAUGACGCUGACAAUCUUCAGUCGUCGGAAAAACGUUGUCGGAUAUGCAGAUCGCGAUGUCAUUAUCGAGUAAAUCGUAAAGCUUCUCGGGGACAAUUAAAGUUUUAAAUACAGACAAGAUUAAAUCUAUUAUGCUUGCAAUUCAAACUGAAAAAAAUAUUUUUCGUGAGAGAUGAAUCGAUCACCAAAAGCAAAUCGCAGUUUCCUUCACGGAUCAAGUAGUAAAGCUGAUCAAUCGUCAAAUAAGGUUGCCUAUGCAACACUUGACAGUUUGGCAUUAAGACGGACCAGACUACCCUUAUGUCUGGUGCCAAUUGACGAAUCGCAUCCUAAUAAGGGAGAGAAAGUCGAGAAAGAAGAAAAAAAGGAAAAACGCAAUGUAAAUAGAAAGAAAUCUUCACGACAACCGAGUUUCAAAAUUAGGUCUGGUGCUAGUACCCAAUGGAAGCAUCGUGCCACAAGAUCGUCUGGUAAAGUGCAUAAUGUUUUUCUCAGAGAAACAUGCAUUGGCACAGGGAAUAUUGCCAAUGGUGUGAAUGUAAGACUACAAGUCCGUCAGGGAUUCGCAAAGAAUGGUUCCCGAGUACAAAUCCAGCGAAUACCUGAGACUGUACCAGAGCUCCUGGAGCAAUUGCUGGGUAUACAAAACAAUGAGAAUAUUGCACAUAAAAAUUCUAAUCGCUCAAAAAGUAUUAAAAAAUGUUGCUCAAAUGUUCAAGAGGAUGGAAGAGUUGGAUUUAAGAUAUUGGACAGGGCCAUCAGUAAUUAUCCUGAAAAUAAAGUAUCUAAAGUAAAGAACAAUAUUCAAAUUAAGUCUUUGGAGAGAUCACCAACAAAAUAUGUUCCUGAUGAGGUCAUAAUCAAGUCUGAGAAAUUAGAUCAGCAUUAUGAAGAAUUUAAAAAUCCAUUGGCCAUAGUGAAUUGUGGAAAACGUAGUGAUUGUGAUAUUAAGGAACCUGAACAGAAGAAUGAUGAGUUGUGUAGCAGUGUUUCGCAGGAGAAAAAUAAUCAUGAGCAAAAGUUUGAAAAUUCUGACUUUAAGAAUGAUCAGAAACUAUUUGACACCAAGAAAAGGUCUGACCUAGGGUUUGCAAAAAAUGUUUUCAACUAUGUUCCAAUGACAAGUCGUACAAAGAGCCUCAAGAAGUUAAAAAAGAAGACAGUUUCCACAGACACGCUGAAGACCAAAUCUCACAGUCUUAAAUCUCUAACAAUUUCUGAGCCUAGCAAUUUUGUACAUAUAGCAUCAGCCACUAACUCUAAGCUUCUGAAUGCAGGAAAGACUUUUGCCAGUUCACAAGUGACUGAAGUGAUAACACAUAAAGAAAAAUGUGCCACGUUGCCACUCUUGGUCAGCACAAAUCCUUAUUCCAGCAUAGACUUUAUCAACUUAAGCUCCGACGACAAGUCUGCAAAUAAUACAAAAGAUAUCAGAUUAUCAGAAGACAGCGACAAAACUAAUUAUGUGGAGAUCAGAAGUAAGGAACCUUUGAAAAGGACGUAUGCCAUUGAUAAACUUUCUUCUAGCCUUGAGAAGAUUCAGAUUGAUAAAAGAGAAGUUGAUCAGAUUUAUGAGUGUAUAUCACGAUUUUCCACAGGUAAUACAGCCUCGGCAUUAUUACCUAGUUUGGAUGCAACUGCUAACAGCUUGCCAUUAAAUCUAAAUCAAGAAUCAAAUAUUAAUACAGAUUCAGCUUCACCGAUAUCAACUAACUGUGAAGGUUCAGAAGAAAAAAUCUAUGAGACUGUAUUUCAAUCUAGUUCUGCAUCAAGCUCUUCCCCUGUAAAUGUUAGUACACCUGUAGGUGUCAACUCUAUUCUACACCACUACACUGAGGCUGAAUCUCAUUAUGCAGAUUUAAAUCUUACUACAGUAAAUUCUGCAUUAGUAAUAAGGGCAAACUCGAGUUUCUUAUGGGGUAGUAUGACAACAGGACGCAGUGGUGUAUGCGUCAACGUACAAAAUGUCAAUUCGUCAGCAUUUGAUAAUAAAUCACCAAUGACAGUAUUAAAAUCCGAUGACUCAUCAUCAAAAAGCAACAGAGAAUUGACGAAUACUGUGAAUAAUGAAGAUUACGAUGACGUGGGUCUAACCGAUAAAUUCACUAAUGAUUAUGAAUAUGACGACGUAGGUCCACCUGGUGAUGUUAUAAUAGCAGCAGAAGAAAUUAAAAAUCAGGAGAGUGUAAAUUCUGCUACUGUGAAAGUGAAUGAAAAAUUUAAAAAUUACGUAUCUGUAAAUGACGAUAACGAGGAAGUGUAUGACGAUGUGGUCGUGUUGAACUAUGAUUCUACUGGCAAUUUGUCAUCCUCAAGUACGCAGGCUGAGAGCAGCAGUUACAUGACACCGUACCUUGUGACUCGAAAAGCCUCGUUUCGGCAUAAGGAUCAGGAAGUAGUGUUGAGAAAUGCGGAGACACAAUAUCUCAUUGUAAAUAACGAGUACUCUAGCGUCGAAGAUGAACCGGAAGCUGGACUGUACGAUGAUAUAGAUCUUCUGAGUCAGGAACGUGUUAAUAGUCUCUAUGCUGGAAGUAGCGCAGGUUCUCAGCUGGGUUCUACCUCCAAUGGUAAAGACUCGGAAUGGGAAGACCUUGACGAUACUCCACCAGCAUUACCUUUACCCAGAAGAAAUGGACCAAGGGUUAUUGGAGAGGUUCAGAACAUAACACUUAAGAAGAAACUUGGACCUAGAUGGUAUCGAAAUGUUCGAAAACAACGUUCGAAAACGUCUAGGAAAAGCUCGACAAAAUCAUUGAAUCAAGUCACGCAAGAUUCUAUAUCGGUUGAUGCCACUUCGGAUGACAGCAACUACGAGACACUGUAUUCCUCCCAGGUGGAUGAGUUCAGUACCGACUCUGAGUCAGAAUCCUUCAACAAAGAGCAAAACUUGACAUCAACAGGAAUCUUGUACGAGAAACGUAACUAUUGUAACAACAACAAUGACAACAAACUUGAUGUAAGAAAGAAUUCUGAGGUAAAAGUGGACGAAGCGCCUUUACGACCUACUCCACCUACUCCUCGUGAACCUAGUAUUACUCAGACAUUGGGUAGACGGAUGAAGAUUCUAAGGCGUACUUGGAGCUUCACUAAGGGCAGCUUAGGCAGGAUGCGAAAGAGAACUGAACCAGAAACAAGUUUCGACGAGACUCCAGUUAAGCAACAAAAUAUAAAUGAUGCUCGCAAAUACUUUAGCUUCAAGAAACACUUUCGCAAGUCUAUAACAGGAUUGUCCACGUUCUACCUGGAGAAUAGCACCGAUUCCAAUUAUCUAAGAGAGGAAGCUCCGACUAAGGAAGAAAUUUACGCUAAUGCUAACUUAUAUACGCGAGCUGGACUUUGGAAGGAUGAUAAUCAAUCUGUAGAAGAUGAUGUCAGUACACCUGAUCAUUACAGUGUCCUUGCCGAAGAACCUCUUUAUCAGUUCUAUGCUGCUGCAGUCGCAAGAGUAGCAUUCGAGUCUGAUUCCGAUGGAUACGAAGAGGUAAAUGACGUAACUCCGUCACCAGCAACCACAGACCUUGGUAAACCUGGACACAGAACGUUAUGGUGCCAAACUCCUCAAGUGAUACACAGUGGCCUUUUACAGAGAUUAACAAUGGAAGAACGUAAAAUCCAGGAAGCCAAGUUUGAAAUUUUAACGUCAGAAGCUUCUUACCUAAAUUCUUUACGUGUCCUUGAAAAUGAAUUCGCAUCAAAUUACGAACUGAAUAAUGAAAUCUUAACGACCUUGGAAAGGAAUAAAUUGUUUGGUGGACUCUCGGCUGUUCGUAUGACCUCGGAGAAAUUAUUGACUGACCUCGAGAACAUUUGGCGUGACGAUCCACUGCUUGGAGACUUACCCGAUGCACUCCUUAAGCAUGCUGAGAAAUGUUCUACUACCUAUAUUCAAUAUUGCUCGAAUCAAGUCACCAUAGAUACUGUACUAAAGGAGUUGAGAACUAGAAAAGGAUCAAAGUUUGUCGAAGUCAUUUCUAAUAUUGAAGCACAUCCUGCGUGUCAGAGUCUGUCGCUCCAUUCAUUUUUGAUGUUACCAAUGCAACGAAUUACAAGGUUACCAUUGUUAGCAGAUGCAGUUCUAUCGAAAUUACCAACCGAGCACACAGAGAGAUCAGUAUGGGAAAGCGUGUUAGCAAGGCUUACUCAGGUUGUUGCAGAUUGUAACGAGGGUGCAAGAGUCGCAGGACAACGCGUGGAGAUGGAUGCUCUUGCAAGAAAAUUGGAAUACUCGGCCAAAGUUACACCCGUAUCAUUACGUGACAAGUACCUAGUACGUAGUGGAGCUGUAGUUCAACUAUCAGGGAGGACAGAUGCAGAGUACAGAUUGACAUUUGGCAAGAAGUUCCAUAAGACACCGCUUUACAUAUUCCUAUUGACAGAUUACCUUUUAGUUUCAAAACCUAAAAUAAGUGCCCACGACGAGACGUACACAGUAAUUGACACUUGCAAGCGGAAUUUAGUAGCUCUGGAAACAGCGUCGGAAGAUUCGCUAUUCGCAGGUCGUAACGCCAUGAUUCUAACGUUACUGGAAAAUUAUCAGGGUCGUGAGGCAGAGUAUGUGGUGACAUGCGAUAGCGACACCGAACGACAGAGAUGGCUUGAUGCUGUGUCGUCACCUAAAUCUGAGCUUGUCGGCGAGAGACUCUAUGAAAGCUGGGAUUGUCCUCAGGUGAUGGCGCUCUAUUCAUAUUCACCUAGACAACCGGACGAGCUUGCUUUGCAACCAGGGGACGUUAUCAAUGUCUUGAGAAAGAUGAUAGAUGGUUGGCACCAUGGUGAAAAACUUUUAGAUGGCGAGCAGGGAUGGUUUCCGGGCAAUUAUACGAAGGAAGUUGCUUCGGAACAUGUUCGGGCACGAAAUUUGCGCCAGAGACAUCGGAUACUGGCACUUAGUGGUAAUAUUCUUCAGCGACGAGCUAAGCGAGUAUAGUAAAUAUUUAAUGAAAAAGUUAUCUAGCUUUACGACAUUCCAAAACUAUUUUUGUUUUUUAAUAAUAGAGGUCAGAAGUGCUUUAUGUGAAAUAUUUUGACAAUCCUUUUUUUAUAUUUGAGAAUAGUUCAUCGGGAUACAAGUAUGGCCAAGUGCGAUAUUUGAUAAGAAAGUUAGUCAAAUUGUAUACGGGAGUAUAAUCGAAGUACACAGCGUGACAUGAAAGCAAAUAAGGCAUUGUGAUACUCGUCUAUUUUUAGCACUCUCGCACUAUUCUAGCUAUUUAUUUUUUAUCAAUUUUGCGUAAUUUUUGUAUGCUCACAGUCUUCAUAUCACGAAUUAAAUGGAGGGAAGGGGCGUCCCCUUCGAGAAUAAUAUUGGAACUGUAUCAAGUAUUUUCUGACCAAUCAAAUCGUCAUGGACUGCCGUUACUUCUGUUUCAUUUAAACAUUUUGUUUACAUUUAAACGGACAGGUCUAUCUUUUCUGUCAGAGGAAGAACGCGAUUGUACACGAAUUUUGACGAAAUAAAUAAUAGUCGAAAAUAAGUCUUUUUCUUAACAAGUUUAAUAAAUGUUUAAGAAACAACAGCUUAAUACGUUAAAGUAUUUGUGUUAUAUAUUUCCUUUAAAUAUAUGUUAUAUAUAUAUGAAUUGUGUUAUAUAUUUUCUACUAAAAUCGUUGAAAUAAAGACUAAAAUAAUUCUC